Anneissia japonica is the source of this 2212-nucleotide messenger RNA. RefSeq lists its product as uncharacterized. The record is from RefSeq and is a predicted model, not a curated record. Gene Ontology annotation, molecular function: ubiquitin protein ligase activity. NCBI's taxonomy places the organism in Eukaryota, Metazoa, Echinodermata, Crinoidea, Comatulida, Comatulidae.
UAGGUAAAUCACUAAUACCCGGUAAUUUGACAGGGUUUUCUGUUGUGGAAUUGGUGGAAGGAAUGGCAAACCUGGCUGUUCAUCCUUUUAAUAAACAUCAGAUAAUAGACAACUCAUUGCAUUUGUUUUACACAAUACUGGAGAGCAAUAUGAACGAGAACCUGACAUGUUAUGUGAGACAUGUUCUGGACAGAUGGGGAUUCAGUGACGUGGGAUCCACUACUAAUUCUGAACAAUGCCAAAAAGAAAAAGAAAUAGGCCUACAAAUUAAAAGUGAACAACAUAAUGAUGAUGACGCAAAAAAAUCUGCUAAUAAUAUGCAAAUGUUGGAUAAUCUUCAGUGCAUUUUGUCGGAAUGUGACAGUUUUGGUACUAAUGACGUUAUGGAAAUCAUCAGCGCAGUCAAACGUAUCGUUUCAGACAAAACGAGUGGUAGACAUACCCUCCUCAAACACAUGGCAAUGCACGAAUGGCCAGGUCUACUUGUCCGUAUUAUUUCUGAUGUGUGGAAACCAGUCAAGGAGGUGUACACCGAUGAAGUAUUGUGGUCGAUCCUUACAGACACCAUCGAUACCAUGAUUACAUACAGCGAUGCUUGUGUUGAAUGUGCAGAUAUUCUUAUUGAACAUGGAGCAUUAGCAAUGAUGCAAGAAAUUGCUGAUGCGUAUUAUCAACAUUUUAAACAAAAGAUCAUUGCCCUCAAUUAUAAAGUAAGUGAAUAUAGAGGUGAAAAUAGUGGAGAGUUAAGGGCAGAUGAUAACCGGCGUUCAAAGGACCCGACAAAAACCAAUAUACUAAGUGGACAGCCAGGAACAGACGAGUAUCUGUCAAAGGACAUGACAACACAAACCAAUAUACCAAGUGGCCAGCAAGGAGCAGACGGACAUCAGUCAAUGAAACGGACACAAGCCAAUAUACCAAAACAGCAAGGAGCAGACAUACAUCAGUCAAUGGGACCGACACAAACCAAUAUACCAAGUGGCCAGCAAGGAGCAGACGGACAUCAGUCAAUGGGACCGACACAAACCAAUAUACCAAGUGGCCAGCAAGGAGCAGACGGACAUCAGUCAAUGGGACCGACACAAACCAAUAUACCAAGUGGCCAGAAAGGAGCAGACGGACAUCAGUCAAUGGGACUAACACAAGCCAACAUACCAAGUGGCCAGCAAGGAGCAGACGGACAUCAGUCAAUGGGACCGACACAAACCAAUAUACCAAGUGGCCAGCAAGGAGCAGACGGACAUCAGUCAAUGGGACCGACACAAACCAAUAUACCAAGUAAACAAGAAGGAGCAGAAGGGCAUCAGUCAGUGGACCUGACUCUAAACAAUUCAGUGCAACUAGAAACAUCAAAGUACAAUGCCAUCGAUUGCAGUCAUCGUGGCAAAACCGACCCUGACAUAAACAAUAUAUCAAGUUCAAAGACAUCACAAGAAAGAGAAUAGCAUACCGCAAGAACAGUGAUGUUAUGUUUAACAGAGCUGUGUUUGUUUCGAACGAACCAGUAGAGUCAUCAGAAGUCUUUGAGUUGAAUAUUGACAAAAUCAAUGUACAGCACAACGGUUCAAUGGAACUUGGUAUGUGCAUGUACAAUGAAUUUUCAAAAGAGAUUUAUUAUGAAGGAAGUGGAUUUGGUAAAGGAAGUGGAUUCUGGUUUUUAAGAGAAAAUGAUCUAUGGAAAGAUUUUACAAUGAUUGGUGGGGGUUAUAAACUUAACCUACUCAGUAUACGCGUUAAUGAUAGAGUGGGAUUGGUUAGACAUCCGGAUGGGACUAUAGGAUUUCUGUACAACGGGCAGUACCAAGGAAUUGCCUUCCGCAAUGUACCUGGAGGUCUUUAUGGAUUAGUUGCUACAACCGGCAAAUGUGUCCAAGUGUCAAUAACCGAGAAUGCUGGGCGUACCUUUGAACAAGAAACAGUAGCUGGUACACCUAAUGCACCAUUUGGCUCUGUAUUGGAAUUCGACCAAACUGUUGAUGUGGCUAUUGCAUUAAAUGGAGUAAAUUGGCCAACUAUCGCGACCCCUUGGAUGACAAGAAAGCGACUUUGCUCACCAAGACUACCAGGAAGCCCUCCAACAGGAAUGACCAAAUCCCAAAGGACACCGACAUGGCACUUCAGGAAACCGAAAGGCAAGCACAGAACAGACUCGAAUGGAGAUCACUUGUACGUACAUCCUAUGCACAUAAGUCAUAACCAACACAGUGAAUGA